AUGACAGUUGCUGAAUCUUCCAUUUUACCAAGAGGUAUUUAUUCUCCGAUCCCUACAUAUUUUAAAAAUGAUGGUAAGUUUUCUUUAGAUACAGAAACCCAAGUCAAACAUGCUUUAAUGUUAUACAAAAGUGGUAUAAACGGAUUAGUUGUCUCUGGUAGCAUGGGUGAAGCUACCAAUAUAUCACCUGCUGAAAGAAACAGUGCCUUGAAGAGUCUUAGGAAGGCUAUUCCAGACAGAAAUUUCAAACUUAUUGCUGGAAUGCCUCCAAGUAGUAUUGCGGAAGUCAUCAAGGAGUCUGAAGAAAGCAAGAAAAGCGGUGCGGACUUCAUAAUUGUUUUGGUUCCUGGAUAUUUUGGUACUAGUUUGAUCAGUCAACAAGGUAUUAUUGAUUAUUUCCUUAAUAUUGCUGACUAUUCCGCCUUGCCUAUUGUUAUAUAUAAUUAUCCGGGUUCCAGUAAUAAUGUUAACAUCACAAUUGAUACUUUUGAAGUAUUAUCUAAACAUGAAAAUAUUGUCGCUGUUAAGUUAACUCAUUUCAAUUUAGAUAUUUACACAUUAUUAGGAAAUAAUAAGGCUUAUGAAACUAACAAUUUUAGACCAUUCACUGGUUUAGGUCAAGUAUUGAUUCCAUCUCUUGCUGUUGGUAUGUUCGGUGCUAUUGAUGGAUUAUCAGGUAUAUUUCCAAAAAGUAUGUUAAAGCUUAUGAAAUUAUACGAAGAUGGUGAGAAAGAAAAGGCUCUUCAAUUACAGUACAUUAUCACCAAGGUUGAUUUAAUGAUUAGUGAAUUAAAUGUUGUUGGAGUCAAACAACUUUUGAAAGAAGUUUAUGGUUUUGGUGAAAUUGUUUCCGGUAGACCACCAUUAAGUAAGCCAGUUGACUUAAAAUCUUUCAAGAAGUAUGAAACCGAUAUUAAGAAAUUAGCCGAAAUUGAAAAAUCUUUAUAG
Messenger RNA from Debaryomyces fabryi, 948 nucleotides. RefSeq names its product dihydrodipicolinate synthase family protein. Gene Ontology annotation, molecular function: 4-hydroxy-tetrahydrodipicolinate synthase activity. Lineage: Eukaryota; Fungi; Ascomycota; Pichiomycetes; Serinales; Debaryomycetaceae. The coding region runs from base 1 to 948 and encodes 315 amino acids. The record is from RefSeq and is a predicted model, not a curated record. The transcript has a single exon.